AUCUUGGCAAACAAGGGGUUCCAAGAUCAAUUCAUCAGUGCCAGUUUACCAGGAAUACGCAGGUGAAGACCUGGAAUACGAUCCUGUGAGAGUGAAAUCGGUAAGAUCUGCAAUGUUCAUAAAUAAUAUGCCUUGGAAUCCCUCUCUCGUUGCUCAAUUAUCAUCAUCUCUUGGUUCGGAAUUUCUCGCUCACAAUGCAUCUAUACAGGAUUGCAGUCAUCUUUGCAAGCCUGACGUCGGCCGUUUCAGCCCUCACGGUCAAGUCCACCAAACAGUGGACAAUCGGCACCGAUGUCCAAGGCUCCGAACGACUCAAUGGCGUGAGCUAUCAAGAAGAUGCCCUCAUUACUUAUGGGGACUAUCAAUAUGUUACUUUUUACGAGACUGCCCCGGCGGGAUAUCUCAACCAUUUCGUGAAGGUGGGACGUAGAAAGGUUUCACCUAGUAUCGGCGACUGGGAGUUCCUCACUCUCGAUGACUAUACCCAGAAGACGAUGGAUGGCCAUAACAUGAUCUCUAUGGGUAUUUCAGGGGAUGGAAAGAUUCACCUCAGCUUUGAUCAUCAUGAUGUCCCGAUCAAUUACCGCAUCUCGAAAAACGGUAUCGCAAAAGACGUUCCCUCAAAAUGGACCUCAGAUCUCUUCGGCCCCGUCGUCCAUGAGCUUGUUGGGUCCCAAGGACCUUACUCGCCACUGACGUAUCCUCGAUUUGAGCCUUUGAGCAACGGUGACCUUCUAUUAGAGUUUCGAAUUGGCCAGUCGGGGUCGGGCGAUAGUUACAUCCAUCGCUACAGCGCAUCGACUGGGAAAUGGCAAGCCUACGGAAUGUACAUCCAAGGUGACGACAACAAUGCGUACAUCAACGGAAUAGAUUACCUGGAUGGAAAGUUGUAUACCUCGUGGACUGUCAGAGAAACACCGAAUGCUGACACCAAUCAUGGUGUUUAUUUUGCCUACUCGAAUGACGAUGGCAAGACAUGGUUCAAUACGAAUGGUACCAAGCUGUCGAAACCCAUUUCAACAUCUGAUGACAGCACCUUGAUCUGGGAUGUUCCUCAGAACAGCCGUAUGGUCAACCAGGAGGGACAGCUUAUCGACAUCAAGGGCCGGUUCCAUAUUCUGAUGAGAGACCUGUUGUCUGGAGAGCAUCUGUAUCAGCACUAUCUCCGGAAACCUGACGGAACAUGGACCAAGAAUGCCAUUAACCCCUCUGGCCUCAACGGGCCUGAUCUGUACGACCCAAGAGGCAAACUUGCUGGCGAUGCGAGCGGCGAAUACUUGUUCGGCUUGCUCCCUGAUCCUGUCAAGCAGUCAACUGGUAUUUAUGUCGCUACCGCAUCAAAAGAUUUCAAGGACUGGAAGAGUCUGGCCGAGAUCCCGAAUACUUCGACCGAGCCGCUCUUUGAUAAGACAAGACUUCAUGAAUCGGGAGUUUUGAGCGUGUUUGUAAGACAGGCGGGUGGAUUUCCUGAUCGCAAAUUACAAGUAUGGGAUUUUGAGCUUGACCUAUAGUUAUAUACAUGAGCCAACCGGUUUCUCUGCCUCUUGUUUCAUUCCAGUAGAUUAUAUCUUGUUCCUGCAUUCGUCUAUGCCUCAUCUCCGUGGC
Molecule: messenger RNA, 1605 nt
Organism: Fusarium odoratissimum NRRL 54006
Lineage: Eukaryota; Fungi; Ascomycota; Sordariomycetes; Hypocreales; Nectriaceae
Exons: 4
Coding region: 195-1511 (438 amino acids)
Source: RefSeq, a predicted model, not a curated record